Capsicum annuum is the source of this 708-nucleotide messenger RNA. Its product is annotated as stress-associated endoplasmic reticulum protein 2. The coding region runs from base 345 to 551 and encodes 68 amino acids. The transcript is spliced from 3 exons. Gene Ontology annotation, cellular component: endoplasmic reticulum. NCBI's taxonomy places the organism in Eukaryota, Viridiplantae, Streptophyta, Magnoliopsida, Solanales, Solanaceae. Gene Ontology annotation, biological process: endoplasmic reticulum unfolded protein response. The record is from RefSeq and is a predicted model, not a curated record.
AAGUUAAAAACACUUUAUUUCGAUUUUUUUUUUUUUUUUAUAUUUGAGUGCCUUAAUAGGAAGGAUAAUGCGAUGCCCAAUUUUAUAAUGACAUGUUGAAGGUAGCCAAUCCUUUUGGGACAGCAAAGCAGAUCUACGUGGUUAUUCACCUCCUUGUCCCAUUAAUGGCAGAAGCGUGACGCGUUUUUCAUGUGCCUCCCGUCCUCUACUUGUUCGCCCCACCUAUAAAUAGUUCCAAAAACAGUUGAAAUUCAAUUAAUAAGGCUCUGAAAUAAAUUGGGGCACAACAACAAUUCUCUCUCUCUCUCUGCCAAUUUUCAUAUAUUGGGGAUUUUCCUUCAAGCAUGACUACAUCAAGGCGCCUCGCUGAUAGGAAGGUGGAGAGGUUUGAGAAAAACAUCACCAAGCGAGGAGCUGUUCCUGAAACUACCGCUAAGAAGGGAAACCAGUAUCCUGUUGGCCCUAUCUUGCUUGGCUUCUUUGUCUUUGUUGUCAUUGGCUCAUCUUUGUUCCAGAUAAUAAGGACAGCAACCAGCGGGGGUAUGGCUUAAGCGUGCAAAGUGAUACAAAUAGCGGUGGUGAUAGGCUACGCCUGCUUGUUGUAGUGUUGUUUUAUCCUCAAAGUUCAGCCCAAUGUUGAAAUUGAAGAGAAACUUCUGUACGAAUUGUGAUUUUCAUUUAUGAGACUCAAAUAUAAACUUUCUCCCA